GUCGCCAUCCCGGCCCCGCUGGACCCCGGCGACAGUAGGAAGCCGCGGGGUGGUGGCGAGAGAGGACCCAGGUGUCCCGGCAGUGGGCGCCGCAGGGCGCAGGCUGGGCCAAGGUGCAGGCGGCCAGGGUGGGAGACUGUUCGCCCCGCCCUGACUCCUCCUCUCUUCUCUGCCUGUCCAGGAGUUGGAGAUGUGCAGCUAAAGAAAGCGCAUCUGGGGACGGACACAUCUGGCACUGCGGCCCUUGCCACCUGCCUCUCCACCCACCGAGGCCCUGGCGACCCUGGCCCCACCACGCUACCUUGAGAGUCGCUCAAAAGUAGGGCCCCAGGGCUCGCAGCAGCAUGGGCACCGAGAAAGAAAGCCCAGAGCCUGACUGCCAGAAACAGUUCCAGGCUGCAGUGAGCGUCAUCCAGAACCUGCCUAAGAACGGUUCUUACCGCCCCUCCUAUGAAGAGAUGCUGCGAUUCUACAGUUACUACAAGCAGGCCACCAUGGGGCCCUGCCUGGUCCCCCGGCCUGGGUUCUGGGACCCCAUUGGACGAUAUAAGUGGGACGCCUGGAACAGUCUGGGCAAGAUGAGCAGGGAGGAGGCCAUGUCUGCCUACAUCACUGAAAUGAAACUGGUGGCACAGAAGGUGAUCGACACAGUGCCCCUGGGUGAGGUGGCAGAGGACAUGUUUGGUUACUUCGAGCCCCUGUACCAGGUGAUCCCUGACAUGCCGAGGCCCCCAGAGACCUUCCUGAGAAGGGUCGCAGGUUGGAAAGACCAGGUUGUGAAUGGAGAUGCUGGGGCUGUUUCAGAGCCUCCCUGCCUCCCCAAGGAACUGGCACCCCCAAGCCCAGUGUCUCCUAAACAGGUGCUUCUGUCCAGUGCACACCCCUGCUCUCCCUCCACAGCUUCCCUCUGGGCAGUAACUCUACCAAUCCCUCCAGAGUCCCAUCCAUCCAGAGACCUGGACUCCGAGGUUUUCUGUGAUUCCCUGGAGCAGCGGGAGCCUGAGCUGCAGGUUUGGGCAGAGCAGCGGGCAGCAUCUGGAGGAAAGCGUGAUCCCAGGAACAGCCCCGUGCCCCCUACAGAGAAAGAGGGGAGCACAGCGGGGCCCCAGGAGUUGGAUGUGUGGCUGCUGGGGACAGUUCGAGCACUACAGAAGAGCAUGCAGGAGGUGCAGGCGAGGGUGCAGAGCCUGGAGAGCAUGCCCCGGCCCCCCAAGCAGAGGCCUGCAGCCCAGGCCCAGUGCUCGGCCAUGGCCCCUUGGGCUCCCGGGGCCCACGCUGCUCUUCUUCCUCCUGUGGCCCUUCGUCGUCCAGUGGCUCUUCCGAAUGUUUCGGACCCAAAAGAGGUGACUGUCAGUGGACGGGUCUCUGUAGCCAACUAAGACUAUGUUAUGUGCCAUGAGCCUUCCUAGGGUUUAGAAGAACAGCAUUCAAAAUUCCCCCUCCUGUCAGUGUUUGCCUUCGCACCUCCUCCCCUAACGCAGCGCGGGGUGCAAAUAAGACCCCACCCCUCCCUGCACCUUCACAGGGACGCUUCCUUCCCUCCCCGCAACCACCCCAGGCUUCCCUGGGAGGCUGCAGUUGUGGUGCACGUCCCCGGUGCUGGGUUGGCCGUGACUCGGGGGCGGGGCUAUCGGGUCUCAGCCCCUGCCCUCCCCACCCUCUGGGUCACCUGACUCUCUUCCCACCCCUGCUUCUCCCCGAGGAGGUUCAGCUCUUGGGCAAGUUGGGACUCGGGCCGGCGCCUGGAAGAAUGAUUGGCUGGGAGGCUGCGGGAGGGAGGCCAGGAGGCCCCGACCAGUUGAGUGAGCAGGCCCCGGGGGAGGGGGAUGAGCGCAGUUUGCUCGCCUUCCUCCCCUGCCGGCCCCCUCCGCCCCCACACACACUCAGGACGUCUUCACUGAAGAUUCACUUACAAACGAAUGUUUCACUCAAUAAAAGAAAACCA
Rhinopithecus roxellana (golden snub-nosed monkey) is the source of this 1945-nucleotide messenger RNA. RefSeq names its product acyl-CoA binding domain containing 4 (gene ACBD4). The record is from RefSeq and is a predicted model, not a curated record. Lineage: Eukaryota; Metazoa; Chordata; Mammalia; Primates; Cercopithecidae. Gene Ontology annotation, molecular function: fatty-acyl-CoA binding. The transcript is spliced from 10 exons. The coding region runs from base 345 to 1379 and encodes 344 amino acids. Gene Ontology annotation, biological process: fatty acid metabolic process.